Molecule: messenger RNA, 1213 nt
Organism: Galeopterus variegatus (Sunda flying lemur)
Lineage: Eukaryota; Metazoa; Chordata; Mammalia; Dermoptera; Cynocephalidae
Gene: CINP
Product: cyclin-dependent kinase 2 interacting protein
Exons: 5
Coding region: 74-715 (213 amino acids)
Source: RefSeq, a predicted model, not a curated record
GAAGUGACGCAAGUGUGCUUCCGGCGGACGUGGGUGGGGCUUCGGGUCUCCUUCCCGGGAUAUCUGCGGACACAUGGAAGCAAAGACUCUUGGAAUUGUAACGCCCAGAAAACCUGUCUUAUCUGUCAGUGCAAGAAAAAUUAAGGACAAUGCAGCUGAUUGGCAUAAUUUAAUACUGAAAUGGGAAACCCUCAAUGAUGCAGGCUUUACCACUGCAAAUAAUAUUGCCAACCUGAAAAUCAGUUUAUUGAAUAAAGACAAGAUAGAAUUAGAGAACAGCAGCCCAGCAGCUUCCAAUGAAAAUGAAGAAAAGAUGUAUCCGGAAUAUAAUAAGGAACUCGAGACACUGUGUGAGGAAUUGCGGGCCACCUUGGAAGCGUUGACCAAAAUACAGGUGAAAAUGGAAAAGCUGUCUUCAACUACCAAGGGAAUUUGUGAACUAGAAAAUUACCAUUAUGGGGAGGAGAGUAAACGACCCCCUCUGUUUCACACGUGGCCCACAACCCAUUUCUAUGAGGUUUCCCAGAAACUCUCUGACAUGUACAGGAAGGAGCUCCUCCUGAAGCGCACUGUGGUUGAAGAGCUGGCACACACUGUGGACCACGACCUCAUUCUGAGCUACUUGUCAAUGUGGCUGCACCAGCCCUACCUGGAGAGUGACAGCCAGCUGCAUCUGGAAAGCAUGCUGCUCGAAACAGGCCACCGAGCACUGUGACCUCCCCAAACAGCUUCUCGUGAGCUCCACCUCCAGGCUCCAGGCACUGGCUUCUCCCGUCUCUCCUAGGUGGACAGUCCCCUGAGUAGGAUCCAGUGCCAUGCCCAAGGAUUAGACCCUUUGCUGUGGCAUGGCCACCCACCAUCCUUCUUAGGGUCUUCCAGGCUGGAUCAUUUCACCAGGACAUGCUAGGCCCAAUAAAGCAGCUUUCAUGGCAUUCUUCUGACACGAAUCCUAUAGUCCAGCAAUAUUUGCAAGCAUUUCCAUGGUUAAUGUAUUAUGCUAGAAUAACAAAAGGUAACAGCGAUGAAACAGACUGAAGAGGCUGGCCAAAACCGAGGGUGUGGGGAGAAUGCUCAGGUACCACAUCUCCUUGCAACUGUUCUUUUCUGUUGUAUCACUUGUUAUAUGGUUUCUUCAUUUGUGUUUGCCUUUUUAAUAAAUUCUCUGAUCCCAAACUAUAUACGUAGUGAUAUUUAAUAAAUAAUAGUUUUUGUU